This is a messenger RNA of Pseudovirgaria hyperparasitica, 1365 nucleotides long. RefSeq lists its product as uncharacterized. The transcript is spliced from 2 exons. Bases 343 to 1293 code for a protein of 316 amino acids. The record is from RefSeq and is a predicted model, not a curated record. NCBI's taxonomy places the organism in Eukaryota, Fungi, Ascomycota, Dothideomycetes, Acrospermales, Acrospermaceae.
ACCGUUUGAGUUAUAGUAUCACUAACUAACAGCCCUCGCGCUCUCUGAGUGGCUGAAAUAGACUAUGAUGCUAGUCUCCGUAGGUCCUCCAAAUAUGUUUCAAAGCAUACAAGCUGGGCAUAGAAGGGGGCCAGAAAAGCAAUACCAGACUCCCGUCAUCCAACAUUCCCUUUUAUCUCGAUUUGCCCCUUCUUCCUCCGCAUCACAGCGACAUAUCAACCAAGCCAAUGUUGUUCUGAUACAGCAACAGUGGUCACGCCGUAACCACAAGCAAUACCAAAUUCUCGACCAUCCGUCGCUUCCAAUCACUUUGCGUCGUUCUUUCCUCUACUGCGAUUCUUCAUGAUCACGAUGUAUUCGUCACAUCUCCCACGGAUUUUUGUUCUCUCCCUAACGAUCUAUGGCGUAGUCUAUGGGCAAACAUGCUAUCGUCCGGAUGGUAGUGAGUCUGGAGACACGCCCUGUCAGUCAGGCGACGGCUUGACAGUAUUUUGUUGCCCAUCUGGCUCAACAUGUGUUGCCGACCCAGGACCGAUCUGUCUAAUGUCAAACGGAGGGUACCUCCGUGGUAGCUGUACGGCGCAAGACUGGACCACUGACGAUUCUACUGCGUGCCCGAAGUUCUGCUUAGCGAAAGAUUCAAACCAAGAGGUUGAACGAUGUGGAUCUUCCAACAACUUCUGCUGUGGUUACGACUCGGACCAGAACCUCUGCGACUGUAAUCCCAGAAACAAUACGUUCGCUCUCGAUUCAUACGCACCGAUCCAAAUCGUCAGCUCGAUGACCUUGCAUCCAAGUUUCACCUCAGAAGCCCCCUCACAGUCAUCGACUCUACCGCCCUCAUCAACACCCACUGCAGCCAGCGAAACACCCACCGCAGGGAGCGAAACACCCGGUGCACAAACGACUGGCUCCAGUGCACCUACAGGAUCGCCAACACCCGAAGCGUCUGCGUCUUCUGGCCUGAGCACAGGCGCCAAAGUCGGGCUGGGCGUCGGCAUUCCGAUAGGCGUCGCUUUCAUUGCUGUACUCGGCUGGCUUGCCUGGAGACAGCGCAAGAAGACCCACAGCGCACCAAUCAGUGAGCUCCAGGGUCAAACCCAACAACCGCAAUUCUCUCCGUAUCCGGUGGAGCAGAAGCCCGAGUGGAUGCAACACCAGGGCGCGUAUGGCCAAAACAACUCCUAUGCGAAGACAGCGCCGGUGGAGGUAGAUGGAAGUUCCGCGCCGCUGCCGUAUGGUGCUCAGGGACCGCCGGCGCCGGUGCAUGAGAUGCCCACGCAGCAGAGGUGAAGAGAGGGACACAACUUUAUUGAUGUUAUAAUUAGCGAACAUUGCUGUAAAGUUGAACUGGCAAGCCUUUAA